CGGUGUAUACUAGUAGUCUGAGCUUCGUUGUACCUGUACAAAGACUUACCUUACAGCUCUGUUCCUGUUUUUUUCUCUACAACAACAGAGUGGUGCUAAAAUAUGAAGUUGCUGGAGCUGAGCGACUCCAUCAGUCGCUUCAGGUUUUUUCAAUCCUGUGUGGGGUUUACCGGUUGCCUGUGUGUCUGCUAUGCAGUCUGGACACCGUUCUGGCUAAAGGACAGGGGACUCUGGACGGAGUGGAAUAACACUAACAGUGACCAGACAACCCAUAAAGAUAACAUUAUCUUCAACGUGCUGGAAGCAGAGAGAGUAUUCGGAGUUCUUUCCUCCCUCAUGGCUGUGAGCACCGGUGCUCUGUGUCUGGUGUUUGCCCUCUGCUGGAAAUCUGAGACUGUGCGCCUAUUCCAACACACGCUCUCUCCUCAUGGCAGGACAAGCCCUCUACCCCACCACACUGCUGCUGCUCACCCUGGCCUCCACAGGAUUCUUCUUCCUCCUCUGCUGGUCUCUUUUCACCUAUCAGCACCAUGAAGAAAUCCGUCAAGACUUGACCAGCCUCGGCUCCUCCUAUUGGCUAGGAGCUUUAGGUUGGGUGCUGCUUUUGGUCCUGCAGGUGAUAGUCUUUAUAGCUGAGCAAGCUGUUGUGCCUGACAUCUUGCCAGACUUAGAGAAGGCUGUGGAGUCGUGGCGGAUUUCCUCUCAAGUUGAGGCUGCGAAACGCUCUUUCAGUGACAGUUAUUACCCUAACAGCAAAAGAAACAUGGCUCCGAAGAGCCUUGGUUGGAGUGCCGAAAUGAGGACAUGAACGAGGAGAAGAAUGUGAAUGUGUAAGUUAAACAUUCAAGCACACGGACUUAAUGAGAAACCAGCAAUUACGUGCUGCAUUAAGCUCUAUACUGUACAACAGGACUGAAUACUGAUUAACUGUGUAUGGAGUUAAUGGUUUGCCAGAGGAAUUAAGCUUGAAUCCUGAAAGUACGUGGGACUGAAGUCUCUCUUCCCGAAGAACUGAUGGUGAUUCUCCAGUUUGUUAUCAGUAUGGACUGAAAUUAAAUUAAAACACACUAAGGACCAACAAUACUGGCUGAGAAACUUGGGCACCAAUUGCAAGAUGACAACUGUUUUCAUAUAAAGUGACAGGUUUUGCAAAGUUUUGAAUCUCAUAAAGCCUUGUCCCGGUUUGGCCCCUGGGCCAGGAACAGCUCCAGAUGUGCAGGCUUUUCUGUUGAAUUUGAGUAAACAAAACACUAACUAAAUAUUCAUGUGGUUGAUGAAUGUUAAAAUAGCACCAUCUUGUGAUGCCUACGUGACACUUUUGAUAGACCUCAACAAAAG
Anoplopoma fimbria (sablefish) is the source of this 1338-nucleotide messenger RNA. RefSeq lists its product as uncharacterized. Lineage: Eukaryota; Metazoa; Chordata; Actinopteri; Perciformes; Anoplopomatidae. The transcript has 4 exons. The coding region runs from base 103 to 534 and encodes 143 amino acids. The record is from RefSeq and is a predicted model, not a curated record.